Gastrolobium bilobum is the source of this 1026-nucleotide messenger RNA. RefSeq lists its product as uncharacterized. Lineage: Eukaryota; Viridiplantae; Streptophyta; Magnoliopsida; Fabales; Fabaceae. The record is from RefSeq and is a predicted model, not a curated record. The transcript has 7 exons. Bases 6 to 761 code for a protein of 251 amino acids.
UGAACAUGGGAACGAGAGAAGAAGAGGUUGUGGAAAUUGACAGCUUGGAGAAGAGUUUGUUGGAACAGAAUGAGAGAGACGUACAAGUAGAAGAAGAAGAAGAAACAGCGUUGUAUGCGGCGUCGUUUCAAGAGAUGGAACAGAAUUUCGUUAAGUAUCACACGAUGCAAUGGGUGCUUUACUCUCUGUUGCUGAUAUUAGCAUGGGGCAUUGGUCUUCUCAUGUUGCUUUACCUUCCAAUCAGAAGGUUCAUACUUAGAAAGGACAUUCUCUCCAGAACCCUCUAUCUCACUCCAACUGCUAUUGUAUAUAAGGUUACUAGGCCUGUACCAUUUCCAUGUUUUGGGGUACUGAAGAAAGAGAAGCAUGUUUUAUUACAUUCUGUGGCUGAUGUUGUGGUUGAACAAGGAUACUUGCAAUCGCUUUAUGGUGUACAUUCUCUUAGAAUUGAAAAUGUUGGAGUUAGAAGACCACCCAGUGACGAUGUUAAAAUCCUGGGCAUUUCUGAUCCAAAUGCUUUCAGGAAGGCUGUUAUGAUGCGCUUAUCAAAUAUGAGAAAUGAGAUUUCGUCAAGACAUGUUUCUACAGUAGAAGAUGUUCCACAUUUGAUGAUGUCUCCAUCAAAGUCAUUGAGAUAUGAUACUACUCCAUCUGGGGAGCUGCUACUACUGCAGAAACUAGAGGAAGUUGGAAGCUCUGUCAAGAGAAUACAGACUUUAUUUGAGGAGCAACAAUCUCAAACAACAGAAUCCAUAGAUUGAGGGAGUGGAUUCACGUUAUAAUGAUCAAUAUCUCUUCCAUAAAAGUUCAGAUCCAACAAAAAUUAGUGCCACUUUGUCUGCAGCCCCUGGAAGUGCAAGUUGACACUCCGAGCAAUAUAGUUAGCUAUUGUUUGUAUCUUGUAGCAUUCAAGUGCGCCUUGUAUUUUGUGUAAUAUUCUUUUUCUUUUUCUUUUUAAAAAAAGAGAGUAGAAGUUGUAUAUCUUGGGUUUUAAUGCUGCUUAAACGUAUCUAUCUUGCCACUAAU